Molecule: messenger RNA, 759 nt
Organism: Colletotrichum siamense
Lineage: Eukaryota; Fungi; Ascomycota; Sordariomycetes; Glomerellales; Glomerellaceae
Exons: 1
Coding region: 1-759 (252 amino acids)
Source: RefSeq, a predicted model, not a curated record
AUGGCCGACCCCCACAUCAUCCUCGAAACCCACCUCUACUCCUUGCCCCCCAACGGCGCUCCCCCUUGGAUCCGCAGCUUCCACCUCCGCCUGUGCCCAACCGCCGCCACCAAGGCCGAUAUCCUCACCCUCGUCCGCAACUCCGUCGUCCGCAUAGGCCGCGCCGACCCAGUCGUGGAAGCGCAGGUGACGCUCUUCUUCACGCGCAACGGCCACGUCGCGUCCCUCCCCGGAGCCAGCAACCUCGGCACCAACUGCGUCGCCGUCCCGAUCUACCAGCCUCCUCAGCUGAUCAACUACUAUGUCUCGCAGCCGCAGCAGCAGAUGGGUGCUCCCGGCUGGCCUCUGGGCCUCACCUACGCUAACGGCGUCAACUGGCUGCACUCAUACGGCCCCGGAGGUAUGAUGGGUAUGGGAGGAGGACAGCAGCAGCAGCAGAUCAUUGUCGGCGGUCAAAUUGGCUUUAUCAACGUCAAUGUUCCAUCUGUCAAUGUAUCUGGGGGCCGUCCGGUUGUGUCUGACGUUUUCAGGGAGGCUCGGCUCGAUGGAAUCGCGGAGGCAGCUUUGGGAGGACUGUUGGAGUGGGUUGGAGGACCGAACGGUCUGAAGCUGAUCGUCAUUGUGGAUGUUGACGGACGGGAUGUUCUGCCUGCGGUUAUAACCCUGCCGGAGACGCCUUCGGUGGUCACCCCUCCCGGUGCUCAGGCUACUUCGCCUCCUGCUGCGGAAGAUGCCCCCGCCGAGCCUACGGCCGAGUAA